Molecule: messenger RNA, 5913 nt
Organism: Scatophagus argus
Lineage: Eukaryota; Metazoa; Chordata; Actinopteri; Scatophagidae
Gene: ext1b
Product: exostosin glycosyltransferase 1b
Exons: 11
Coding region: 985-3207 (740 amino acids)
Cellular component (GO): membrane
Molecular function (GO): glycosyltransferase activity
Source: RefSeq, a predicted model, not a curated record
CCGAUGCCAUCGAUGGGACGUCGCGUCAGCUGCCGUCGUGUCGGGAUUGGAAUGUUACCGACUAACAAUCGGAACAACUGAGCACUCGGUAAUUGGACACUAGGAUCAAGGAAUCCCGUCUUUUUGAACAUUUUCUCAGCUAAUUUACCCGGUCUGAGAUCAGUGUUUGUUUCUUCCGUGUCGGCCGGAUAACUUCGCCUGCUGCGUGGCUCCACGCCGACCAGGUUUUUAUUCUAAAGCGGCGUAUGUGAGUGUAUGAGGGGAGGUUGUAAUAAAUAAGAGGAGAAAUGCAGGGAUUCGUCAGGUUACAGUUGUACCGCUGAGCUGCUCCUGCGCUACGACGCUUCUCUCCCCGUUUUUUUUUGUUUGCUUCUCCUCACACGGGACCAUGGAGUGAUAAAAGAGGGGGGAAUAGGACGAAUUCACCCCCUCCAUCUGGAUCCGAGCGCGGCGGCCACACCGACGGAGCUUUUUACACUCCCCUGGUCAGUGUGUUAGCGAGUUUAACAUUCAAACAGGGGUGUACCUUUCCGUUUGGGAGAGCCUCGGGGACCCCUGCCGCUGUUCCGCCGGGGGGAUAGAGUUCCCAGACGACCGUCGGACAGUUUUACCAUUUGAAUAGCCCCAUACAGGCAGCUUGAAUGAGGGUGAGACGGAGCGCGGGGGAAGAGAGUCGCUGCAUGUGAUCUGCGUCCGAGAGGGUCCGGGCAGCACGGAUCUUUUUAGGUGCACCCAAGCCCCGCUGUAGGCGCUGUGCGACAUGGUGAAACUCUACAGAAGAGGGAAAACGGGACAAUACUUUUAAAAUCGCCCACAUGCACUGGAACAAUUGCUGGAUUUGGGAACCGAAUACGCAGAAGGGGGGUUGGGGAUCCUUGGAGGCUGCCGGAGGAUGGAGCGGUGUAGCCGGGGUUGGUGAGAGCCUAACUUCGGGCUACUUUACGUUAAUUAUUCCUAAACAACUAUCCCCUGUUCCCAGGACACAUGCAGGCCAAAAAACGCUACCUGAUCCUGCUCUCCGCCGGUGCAUGUCUGGUGCUUCUCUUCUACCUGGGAGGGGUUCAACUUCCAGCGGCGAGCAGGAGCCGGCAUGACCGCAGCCGAAAUGGGUACCGGCCCGACCAGCCCUGGCCCCACUUCUCGGACCCUUUACAUCUUUUCAUGCCCUGGGAUCAGACGGACACCGAGGAGUACAACCUGCACGUUACUCCGAGGCAGAAGAGGGACGUCAACACGAGUGUUUACAAAGGCAAGCGGUGCCGCAUGGAUUCAUGCUUUGAUUUCUCUCUGUGUCGGAAGAACGGAUUCAAAGUUUACGUUUACCCGCAGCAGAAGGGGGAGAAGAUCUCAGAGAGUUAUCAGAAUAUUUUAUCGACCAUUGAAGGGUCCAGAUUUUACACCUCAGACCCCGGACAGGCAUGUCUGUUCGUCCUGAGCCUGGACACUCUGGACCGGGACCAGCUGUCCCCACAAUACGUCCACAACCUGAAGACCAAGGUCCAGAACCUGCCUCUGUGGAACGACGGCAGGAACCACCUCAUAUUUAACUUGUACUCGGGGACGUGGCCGGACUAUACGGAAGACUUGGGCUUUGAUAUCGGUCAGGCAAUGCUGGCCAAAGCCAGCAUCAGCACCGAGAACUUCAGGCCAAACUUCGACGUGUCCAUCCCCCUCUUCUCCAAGGAGCACUCGAGGACGGGCGGAGAGAGGGGGUACCUCAAGUACAACUCCAUCCCGCCUUUUAGAAAAUACAUGCUGGUGUUCAAGGGGAAGCGGUACCUGACAGGCAUCGGCUCGGACACCAGGAAUGCCUUACAUCACGUCCACAACGCGGAGGACGUGGUGCUGCUCACCACCUGCAAGCAUGGCAAAGACUGGCAGAAGCACAAGGACGCGCGCUGUGAUAAGGACAACGCAGAAUAUGACAAGUAUGACUACAAGGAAAUGCUCCACAACUCCACCUUCUGUUUGGUGCCCCGCGGCAGACGACUGGGCUCCUUUCGCUUCCUCGAGGCACUGCAGGCUGCGUGUGUGCCGGUGAUGCUCAGUAACGGCUGGGAGCUGCCUUUCUCCGAGAUCAUCGACUGGAACACGGCCGCGGUCAUCGGCGACGAGAGGCUCCUGCUGCAGAUCCCGACCACCGUGCGGUCCAUCCACCAGGAUAAGAUCCUGUCCCUCAGACAGCAGACUCAGUUCCUCUGGGAGGCUUACUUCUCCUCUGUGGAGAAGAUAGUGCUGACCACACUGGAGAUCAUCCAGGACCGCGUGUUGGAGCACGGCUCCAGGAGCAGCCUCAUGUGGAACAGCCACCCUGGGGGACUCUUCGCCCUGCCGCAGUACUCUGGAUACCUGGGAGACUUCCCCUUUUACUACGCCACACUGGGUAUUAAACCGUACCCCAAGUUCACGGCAGUCAUCCACGCCGUGUCCCCUCUGGUGUCCCAGUCCCAGCCCAUACUCAAGCUCCUGGUCGCUGUGGCCAAGUCCCAGUACUGUGCACAGAUCAUCGUCCUGUGGAACUGCGACAAGCCUCUGCCCGCCAAGCACCGCUGGCCCGCCACCUCAGUGCCUGUCAUCGUCAUCGAGGGAGAGAAUAAGGUCAUGAGCAGUCGUUUCUUGCCCUACGACACCAUAGUGACAGACGCUGUCCUCAGCCUGGAUGAAGACACGGUGUUGUCCACCACAGAGGUGGACUUUGCCUUCACCGUCUGGCAGAGCUUUCCGGAGCGAAUCGUAGGCUACCCCGCUCGCAGCCACUUUUGGGACAGCAACAAGGAGCGCUGGGGCUACACGUCCAAAUGGACCAACGAUUAUUCGAUGGUGCUGACAGGGGCCGCCAUCUACCACAGGUAUUACCAUCACCUGUACACCAACUACUUACCCACAAGUCUGAAGAGCAUGGUGGACCAGCUGGCCAACUGCGAGGACAUCCUGAUGAACUUCCUGGUCUCGGCUGUCACCAAGCUGCCGCCCAUCAAGGUCACGCAGAAGAAACAGUACAAGGAGACGAUGAUGGGACAGUCUUCGAGGGCCUCUCGCUGGGCUGAUCCGGACCACUUUGCCCAGCGGCAAACCUGCAUGAACAAGUUCGCCAGCUGGUUUGGCGCCAUGCCACUGGUCCACUCCCAGAUGAGACUGGACCCCGUCCUGUUCAAGGACCAGGUCUCAAUUCUCCGCAAGAAAUACAGGGACAUCGAGAGGCUUUGACAGGACCGGCGCCCCCUCGGGGGAGACCCCACGCAGGGGGAGGCACGAGAAAGGGACUCUGUGGAGGGUAGAAGGAGUAGUGGGACUACAGCAGGAUGGACAGGGAGCGACACAGCUCUGUCUUCCACUCAGCACAUUGCCAAUGACCACAGCGCUGCUGCCGCUGCCAGGACUUGAAGCAGGGAGGGAUGAAUAGGAAACAAGCAGAUGGCGUUUGGAUAUGAAAAACACAAACAAAAACCACAAACACAGACAGACAAAGAGGAGUACACAAACUGAUGGACAUGCCAAACAGUCCUGUAUGUUUUGCAAAUGCGCAAACACACAGCACACACUACUGACGACGAGAACUCUUGGAUAGAAUAUUUUUUUGUACAACGUGAACAAGGAUGACAUUGACUUUCCUGCUCUCUCGGCACAUGUGCAGGACGGUAGAAGAGGGAAGGUGUUCGUCAUCGCAAACCUGGCAACCCCACCCACCUUAAAUCCUACUGGUCGCCUCUAGCAACCUGACCCAGUCUGCAUCAGGACGUAAUACUGGACUAACUAGCGGGCCCUUGCUUUAUAGCCCAGGAAACCCUUUUUGUUUAGUUGAUUUGAUUUCUGUACAAAUCAGCACUCUGGUAUCACUGUUGACGAUUUCUGCUCUCCGCGAGGUUUGAAGUCAGAACGUCCUCAGUUAAAUGUUCGUGUUCUCAAGGCAGAAGAGGUAAACAGCCGAGGCCAACCUGUCAUUACAGAGGCCUGACAAGGUUUUUAUGGCAAAAGCAGCCAUCAUUUCCUGAAAUUCUCAGCUAUCGGCACACAUCCUUGAUCCUCAAGUCUGAAACAUCCAGCCUGUCCUACUCUCGGCUCUUUCCUUGAUGUGCUGAUAUGAUAUUUUAUAAUGGUCUAUCUGCUUCUCUGUUAUCACUAAGAUAAGUUAGGAAAACAUUGCGUUUUAUAUCCCAUUUUCCUCUCAUACUCACCGAGGCAGUCGUACUUCUCUCAUCUUUUUUUUCCACUUACUUUCAUCAUCUUUUAUUUUUCCCCCUUCAAGUUCUCUGUACUUUCAUUCUUCUGUGUGUGUCUGUGCGCAUUGUGUGUACAGAGCCUUGAAAACUUGGCUCAUCCAACCAUAAGCUCAAGCGGAGUACAUUUUCCCUCCGUUGGAAAGAGCGAAAUGAACAUUUCUGGAUGAAAUGGAGCAGAACGUUGCAUUCUAACCCAAACUCAUUUCGCCCAUUUAUUUCUCCCCGCACGGCUUCAGAGCAGAAUCCUUACGGGGAGAAAUGGAAUAAGAUUUCCGACCGUAGCGGGUCUUUAGUGACCAGCGUCGUUUCACAGGAGUGCUUGUGGAGAGAUUUUUAUUUUCUUUUUUCUUUGUAACGCUGAGCGCAUCAGUGCCAUUCUGACAUCAGGGUCUGCCUUUAAAAUUGUUUGUUGCACAUCACGUUGCCUGCAUCAGUUUGAGAUGCCUAAACGUUCUCGUGUCGAGAUAUUCUAGUCGUAAGUCCAAUGUGGCUCACCUGCCCCACCCCCCACCCCAUCCCCCUCCGUCAGUGUCAUAUCAGUGGACCUUAGAGCCAUUAAAUUGACAAAAGGUUUUCUCCUCCAUUUGUCAGGCAGAGAUACGUUUGGGCUUCAAUUAGGUAAACCUAUUUCAUGCCGAAUGCUGUUUUUAUUCCUGGGGGACAAGCUGUUGAUGAAACACUCUAACAUUAGGGGCCAUUGUGUUGUGAAAGCAGUGACCCUCGCACAUGACCUCAAGUCUCUGAGCACCCCCCCCCCCCCCCCGUGUCUGUUACUUAUUACGCCUGCUCGUAUUGCUGUAGUAUACACAUCAAACCGCCUGACCUUUUGCACCUUAAAUGAAAUUAUUUGGUGUUGGACAACCAGAUCAAAACGCUAAAAUAAUUACCCCCCCCCAUCCCCCCAUUGAUCAUUUCAGAGGGGAAAACGGAGCUGCCACACUGCUGUCAUUAGCUGUGGGUGCGGCAGCAUGUGACCGAUAGCACAGGCAGUCCACUCUCACGUUUAGCUCCCAAAACACUUGAAUGAAAGCAGCAUGCUUUUAGUGGCCUUUCUGUCAGGCACACGUUCAGCAUAAUGUCUCAGCCAAAGCUGUUGAGUGUGUUGUUAAUCAGUAGCUGUCAUCAAUAUCAAUCACACGUUCAAUUAACUGUUUUACAAUGAGAUUUAUUUUUUUCUUUUCGCGUUUUGUUCUAGUUUAUGUGAAAUGUAUUGUGAAGCCUUCACGGUGUCAGCGAGGCUUCCUGCACAUUCACGCUGCUGUGUCACAUCCAAAUGCUACCACAGCAAAGCUUCUCUGCUUUGGCAUAUCAGAUCACAGCCAGCAGGACUAUCAUGUUCUUUUCUCUUUGAAUAUCAUGUUUGUCUUUACAUUUGGGGACUUCAAGUUUGGGGUGCUGUUUGUUUGCCAGGAGAGAUUUGUGAUCUGUUUAUGUUCGUUCAUCUACAGCAUCGAUGAUUCCAGGGAAGAAAACGUACCCCUCACUCGUCCCGCAUCUGGUCCCUAUUUCACCUUCAGAGAACCAUUUCAUUUGAAUCCGUGUCAAACCUUUCAUGUCUGAUGAUUUGAAUCAUUGUUGUUGAACAUCAUCAUCAAGAGAAUCACAUCCCCCAGCUUUGCAGAUAUUUCCACCCAUUUCAAACCCCCGCGACUCUCAGCAUUGUACAUAGACAUAUAUUUAUUUUUUUGGGAGA